AUGGCGGACUCUCACAGUAACAGUAAUCACGUCCCCGUGUUAUUGUCGUUCAACGUGUUUUCUCGGCCCUCGUCCGUGCCCGUGAGCUCUGGAUAUGAAGUGCUCAUCCAGAAGUUUCUGUCCAUGUACGGAUAUCAGAUCGAUGUCCACCGUAAAUUCGUGAUUCAGUAUUUCUCCGAGGAAUGGGGUCAGUACAUUGAUUUGCCGAAGGGAUUCGCGAUCUCGGAGAAAUGUCGGCUCAGAUUAGUGCCCGUGCAGAUGGAUAUCACGACAUUAGGAAACCUGUCACCUGCCACCACAGUGUUCUUCUGCUGUGACAUGCAGGAGAGAUUCAGACCUGCCAUCAAAUACUUUGGUGACAUCAUCAGUGUGGGACAGAGGCUGCUGCAGGGAGCUCGUAUUCUGGGUAUUCCUGUGGUGGUAUCGGAGCAGUACCCUAAAGGACUGGGCAGCACAGUGCAGGAGAUGGACCUGACCGGCGCUAAAAUAGUUUUCCCCAAAACCAAGUUCUCCAUGGUGCUUCCUGAGGUGGAGACAGUGCUGGCUGAGAUUCCAGGAGUGCGCAGUGUUGUGCUGUUUGGAGUCGAGACGCACGUGUGCAUUCAGCAGACUGCUCUGGAUCUGAUAGGACGAGGGUUUGAAGUGCACAUUGUUGCUGACGCCACGUCCUCCAGAAGCAUGAUGGACAGGAUGUUUGCACUAGAGCGUCUGGCUCGCACUGGAAUCAUCAUCACCACCAGUGAAUCGGUUCUUCUGCAGCUGGUGUCUGAUAAAGAACAUCCAAAGUUCAAAGAGAUUCAGAACAUCAUUAAAGCCAGCGCUCCAGAGUCAGGCCUGUUGUCAAAGGUCUAAUCAGACCCCAGAUUAAAGGUCAACCUAAACGUGCUCUACAUAUCACAUCUUCACACACACAAAUGUGCUGGAAUGGGUUGAAAUGCUCACCGGCAGACAUUUGUGCCCAAGCUUUAAAUGUACUUCACAUGUAGUUCAAAAGCUAUAUGUGACAUUUAGGAUCCUAAAAUAAUCCAAAAUGUAUUUCUAUUUUUAGAUGUGUGAAAUGAGUGUGAUAUGAGAGCAAAAUAUUUGACCUGAACGCAUUCAUCCUUCUGUUGAUUUUGAAUGAAUGUGUCUGUGCUCUGAUUAGCAAAAAAGCACCAAAAUAAAGAAUUCCUACUAAAAGAACUGCACAAUUGGAAAUAGAAUGUUUUUCUAUAUAACUCAAUUACUGCAAACAUUUGCUGUGAAUGUAAGUACAGUUAAAUGAUGUUUGGGGACACAUGCUUUUCAAUGCUUUUUGGGGUUUCGUCUCUUGCUUUAGUUUUAGAUAACUGAGCCCAUGUAUGGCUCGCCUUGCACACCUUUAGUUAACUAUGCUACACAAGUGUCAUGCUUGACUUCGUAGGGCUACAGUAUAUAACCAGUGGAAAUCAUUAGUUUAAGAUGCUUUUGUUUAUUCCCAUUCUGUAAUGUGAUUUAUUAAGAGAUGUUUAUUAUUUCUGUAGUGAUUAUUAUACUCUAUUAUUGUAUUUUAAGCCUGUAUGGUUUGAACAUCAGACUACCUCUCAUCUAAACAUGCUGGUUACAUCAUGGUCACGUCACGACAUUUUAGACAGUUUAGACAUUCACACAUUUCUGUGUGUCACAAGAACAGCACCUUUACCAAAACAAUUGAAGCUUAGUCAAAUAUUAUUUUUAUAAUAAGGCUUACCGUCACAAAGAGUCAUUUUCCAGAAUGAGAGCGUCAGGGGUGCGUACAGUUCUGCAGUUUUCCAGAAAGAAAUUACAUUUAUGUGUAAACCUGUUUGUUUUGUUUUUUUGCAUUGUUAGAUUCAAAUCUUGAUUUAUUGCCCAAACCCAGUAGACUGCACUUACUGACAUCCUGAGGCAGAGGAUUGUCAUUUACAGUUUUAUUUAUUGAUAUUUCUUGUGUGUAAGUGUGUGUGAUUUGUGUUUAAAGAAUUUUGACAGUGUGUACAUGUAUAUGGGAAGAAAACUAUGUAUUUGGUGCCUACUGCUGACCAGUCUCUACUGAUUGUACGAAGCGCAGAUACAUUUUCUUGAUGUGACAAAAUUAUUUUGUGGAAUCUGCUCUAAUAUCUGAUGUGAAUAAAUGUUUAUAUGCACUAAAUCUUGUAAAUGUGAAGAUGUUUCAUUUAUGUUGGUGUAGAAAUGUAUGUAUUUCAUCCCAACAAAUUUUGAAAAGGGAGAAGGCAAAGUGGGUGUGUGAGCUGCACUAUAUCAUGUAGCAGGAGUGAAGAGUUUCUGUGCUUUGAGUUUAUUUUUGCUGCAUUCGGGGGUGGGGGUCUUCGGAUACACUAGAUAAAAUGAGAAAUGUAAUAUGAAUUUUGUCAUUUCUGUACCACUGGUUCUAACUCAUUAUUUUUUACAAAUCUUGCCACUCUUAGGCCACGUCCACACUAAUAUGUUUUCAUUUGAAACAUACACUUUGGCCUUCUGUUCACACUGAUAGAGCAUUUUUGUCCAUUGAAAACUGAGCUUUUUGAAAAUACUCUCCCAAGUGAAUACAUUUGAAAAUGCCAUCUUCAUGUUGUAGUGUGGACAGGGAAAAUGCUGAUAUUUGAAACUGAGGACGUAUCUGUUGUCAUGAGAUGUAGUCAUGUGAUCCAUUCAACCCAAAACAAUCAAGAUGGUGGCCCAUGUUGUAAUGGUGUUGUUGUGCCUGCUAUUCAUUUUGAUAGCGUUGUUAAAGAUAAAUGUUACUUUGUACAGCCUUCACAUUGCAUUCCUUCAAAGGUGACGGGACGUUUACUCUGGAUUGCUGAUCGACGGUGGAACACGAGGACAAUUGCAUUUCAGACCGUAAAUGGAAAUAACGCUGGGCCACGCAUCUUACGUUUUUUUCACAUGCACAGUAAGGAAAUUAUCUGGGGGUACUUCAGCAAGGCUGGAAUCUAGCAGAUUCAUCUUUGUGAAGGGACACAUGAAUCAAGCCAUGUACAAGGUUGUCCUGUAAGAAAACUUGCUUCCUUCAGCUUUAAAAAUGUUCCCCAACUCAGGAUUGGUUUUUCCAGCAGGACAAUGCUUCAUGCCACACAGCCAGGUCAAUCAAGGUGUGGAUGGAGGACCAGCAGAUCAAGACCCUGUCAUGGCCAACCCAAUCUUCAGACCUGAACCCCAUUGAAAACCUCUGGAAUGUGAUUUUUGUGCCAGGAGUGGCAUAAAGUCACCCAACAGCAAUGUGAAAGACUGGUAGAAAGCAUGCCAAGAAGCAUGAAAGUUGUGAUUAAAAAUCAGGGUUAUUAUAUAUACACUUAUGAGCCAAAACAUUAUGACCAUCUGCCUAAUAUGCUGUUGGUCCUCCGCGUGCCACCAAAACAGCGCCGACCCGCCGAGGCAUUGACUUUGCAAAACCCCUGAAGGUGUCCCGUGGUAUCUGGCACCAAAAAAUUAGCAGCAGAUCCUUCGAGUCCUGUAAAUUGUGAGGUGGAGCCUGUCAGGAUUUUGGACUUGUUAUUCUUUGUUUUAGCCACUUGAGGGCCUCAGUGGUCUCUCUUAUGUUGUUUUUCCCUGAGUCAUCAUUAUUGCUGUCACCUGUGUCUCAUUCCCCUAUGUGUAUUUAAGAUGGUUUAUUCCCUUGCUUCAGUGCUUGGUGUUGAGUUGUUUUAAGACAAGCUACCUGUGCAUCUGUUCUUGUGUUUCUUCCCUGUGGAUUAUUCUAUGCAAGUUUUUUCUUUGUGGAUUAUAUUUUUCUCUUUGCUUUUGUUUGCACUAUUUCCUGACUGGAUUAUAUUUUUGUUUUUUACCUGUUUGGAUUGGUCCCCUAGGUAGCCCCAUAGCUGUGCACACUUAACUUGGCUGGACACUUGAAGGGCCCCUUAACCUUUCUCUAGCAUCCCUCAAAUGCCAGUUCAUGCCUCCACACCACAUUCUUACUCCUAUGCAAGAUUGGCUUACAGUCUCUUGAGUCUUAGAAACAGGCUAAGAGGCUAAUUUUGGCUAAGGUCCUUUAACUGUCAUUGUGGCACAACUGCACAGUCAUCUGCCCCUUAACAAGCUAUUAGAACCUUUUCAAUCUGGGUUCAGAUCGGAGCACAAUAGCAAGACUGCCCUGGUUUGAGUUUAGGACUGCACCUAACGAUUAUUUUUUUUAUCGAUUAAUCUAAUGAUUCUUUUUCUGAUUAGUCGAUUAAUCUAAUGACUAAUUUGCCGAUUAUUCGAAAGAUUUUUGUAUAAUUAUUACUUGAUUAAUAUAACAAUAACCCAAAAUAAAUAUACAAAACUUGUCUCAUUAAUAUUUCAAUAUUUUAUUAAAUCAUCUCUUAAACACAAACAAAUGUACAAGAAACAAAGUGUGCACUGCAGGGCAUUAUUCUGCAACAAAAAACAGUGUUACUAUGAAUGCAAACUUUAAUACAGUGAAAAAGAAACUCUUAGCAUAACACAUAUAUAUAAAUAAAUAAACAUUUCCAACAUUCUUUUGAAUGUCCAUGUACUAAAAUAAAAUAUUUGAUGCCAUGAGUGUACCUUCAUUAACUAUUAGUAUUAUUUUGAAUGGCCAUGGAAAAUGAAGCAAUGUGAUAACAAUUUUACCUGGUCGCAAAAAGUAGUCCGUUAAUUUACCUGAUGAUCUUUCACCUUUUGCUGACCCUUUAUGCUUCGCAGAGCUAAUGUGUGC
Messenger RNA from Myxocyprinus asiaticus (Chinese sucker), 4636 nucleotides. Its product is annotated as isochorismatase domain-containing protein 1. The record is from RefSeq and is a predicted model, not a curated record. The transcript has 5 exons. Gene Ontology annotation, cellular component: cytoplasm. Lineage: Eukaryota; Metazoa; Chordata; Actinopteri; Cypriniformes; Catostomidae. The coding region runs from base 1 to 852 and encodes 283 amino acids.